GAACUCGAGGGAAAAAACAAGCUCCGACUGGGAAAAUUGAUCUGAAACAGCCAUCGAACUCGGAAUUCCAGCUCUGUCCGAGCUCUGACUUUCCGACCUUAAGAUCACUGACUUCAUGAUUUGACGUGGCAGGUAGCCUUGUGGUUAUAGCCUUUGGGCCAGUAACCGAAAGGUUGCUAGAUCGAAUCCCCGAGCUGACAAUGUAAAAAUGUCAUUCUGCCCCUGUACAAGGCAGUUAACCCACUGUUCCUAGGCCGUCAUUGUAAAUAAGAAUUUGUUCUUAACUGACUUGCCUAUUUAAAUUUAAAAAACAAUUUGAUCGCGUAUUUUUCUGAGUUCCCAUGUGUCUUGAAGGCUGCAUUAAACCACAGAACAAUGAGACAAAUAUUAAACCGGAUGUAUAAAAUUCUCUAACGAAAAUAUGCAAAUAUAUGCUACCUCCUCGCUUGUUCUGCCCACCAUGAUUCAUUUUCUCCCAUUGGAAACGACAGGCUCUGGUCUAUUUUGGGUUAGUGAUACGUUCCUCCAUUCAUUGCCCAACAUGAUUCCUAUCUCCUCCUUUCUCUAACAUCUCUGGGGUGGAUCGCUGUGACCGUAUAAAUAAAACGGACAGACAGGUCUGCUUGCAAAAGAGGGUCCUUCCCAACUCAACUCUGGGUGGGGUGACGAUUCUGUUAAUUUAUAUUCUGUAUCAAAGAAGCACAACAAGGUCUGUGAGGAUGAUGUGAUGGGACAACACCAACCAGGGCAGGUGAAAACCGUAAAUGUACGGGCUGAUUCAACUCCAGCAAAUUUAUAAACAUAAAAGGGAAGAUAAUUUUUAGGUAUAUUAGUGGUUUGCCGAAGGCUACUUGUAUGUAUUUGUUUUAACCAGCUAAUCUAACGUAAUGGCGACCGAGUGCACCCAAGAAGCGGUCGUACAAUUUCUGACCGAGCGAGGAGGGAGAGUGAAAAAACAGGAAUUCGUUGACUAUUUCAAAGCUGUUUUCCCGGAAGACCCUGACCAGAAAGCAAUUGUUCGGGAGAAAUUCAAGGGAUACGUGGACAACGUCGCAUUUGUAAAGUUGGAGAAUGGAGUGAAAUGUGUAUGUUUAAAAAAUAAGUAUCGAGUGGAAAAAGACAGCGCGUGCAAUGGCAACGAAACCGGCACCUUUUUGGAACAAGAUAGGAGCACCCCUGUCCUAUCAAAAUCAUAUAAGAACUUGAUAGAAGAUUGUGCACCACAACUGCAUCUGUCAGCAUCUUCUGCUGGGGGUGUGCGCUCUUGUGAAACCACUGCAAACGAGGAGGCACAACAAGAAAUUUCACCUGGCUCGGGUUACGGAACUGACAAUGCCGCAGGAGUGAGACCGCCUGACAUUUCAGGAAUUAUAUUGGAAGGUAACAUUUUAGAAAGAGCUGCGUCAACAAGGUCUGUAGUUCAGAACAAUAGUUUACCAGACAUUAUGGGAAAUGCGUUAGGCCUUGGUGGCAAUGGAGAGCAGAAAUUGACCAAGGAGGACCUUCAGACAUUGCAACCGCACGACAUACCGCAAAUUGCAGUGAUUGAGAGGUCACCUUUACCUACAGCCGCGGGUGGCUCUAUGUUCCACUUACCAGGACGUCAAUUCCCAACUAAUGCACAGGACAGCCUGCUGUCCAGUCACCCUUCAUCAGAGGACGGGGCAGACGAAGGCCAUAAUUAUGAUUUGCUACUGAGCAAAUCGGGGAGUGACAGCAACACACCUAAAAGUAGCCAUAACAACUUUAUUGAGCUCAUGAUGAACAGCUCCCCCCAGGUGCGACGCAGCAUGGUGUUGAGGAACUCUGUCUACCUGUCUACAAAGUACAGGGACUGUGCCCGGAGCGACAGUGACUCUGCCUCUGUGUUUUCUUCUACUACAGACGAAGACAGAGCUUCAGUCACUCUGGACCCGUUGGAACACGAAUGGAUGAUGUGUGCAUCCGACGGCCAAUGGGAGAGUCUCCACCGCCUCCUUUCCUGUGAACCGAACCUUGCCAUGAAGAAAGAUUUUGUGACUGGGUUCACCUGCCUGCACUGGGCUGCCAAGCAAGGCAAACAAGAACUGCUGGCACUUAUCAUGAACUUUGCCAAAAAACACACAGUACCCAUCAACAUCAAUGCCCGGUCAAGUGCCGGCUACACACCACUACAUCUAGCAGCAAUGCACAACCAUGUUGAAGUGGUGAAGUUACUGGUAGGAGCCUAUGACGCAGACGUAGAGGCCAGAGAUUACAAUGGGAAAAGGGCGUGUCAGUAUCUUACGAACAGUGUGGCCGUUGAUAUCCGUGACAUCAUCGGGGCGGGUGGUGGCGCCGACUCGGACUCAGAGAACACAGACGAUGGGGGGCAUUGGCGGUUGUCUAAAGUUCUCCAGUCUAAUCUGAUGCCCCUCAAACUGCACAAUCACAGUGAGGAGGACACAGGUGAUGGAGCAGGGCAGGCCAGGCAGAAACCCUUGCGAAGGAAAUCAUCCCUUAGCAAGAUGAGGCCCAAACUUCAGAAGAUCCGCUUCAGAUCUUCGCAGAUAGUUCACAGCACUUCGUUCCCAGCACACUGUGAGACAGAGGAGCUUAACGGGUCCAGGAAAAGCUCAUUUAAAUCCAGACCCAUGUCAAAUCUGUUUGGCUGAAGAAUAGCCUUUAAGUACACUCGACAAAGAGCAAAUCAACUACUACAGUGCAGAAUGACUGACACAAUGCGGUAUAGUCUGAUGUUACAAGUGUUUUGUUUUUUUGUGGCAUAGGCCAAGUCUGUUGUUACACAUACUUAAUGGUUUUUACCCCAGGCAUUAUAUGAAUAUGCUGAACUAACAGAGUACGGUAUUACAUGAUCUAUUGAGUAACUGGCCAGAUUGCUACCCCUGGUUAGGCUAAAUAUUUCUGUCUUAAUCCUCUUAUCAUGCCAGAAGUAGCCAAGGAGGUUUUACAGUUCGUCUGCUUUAACCCUUAACGUACAUGUAAAGCUGCCUGCAACCAACUGGGCAAAGAUGUCAGUUCAACGUCUAGUUUUGAUUUACAUUUCGUUGAGUUUUUAACUAAUGUGAAUUCAAUGUGAAAUCGACAAAAAAAUGACACCAUGUCAUUGGAUUUGGGUUAGAAUUUGGGUGAUUUUAAAAAUAUUAUUUUUUUAAAUAUGACAUUAUCUUCCAUUGAAGAUCAGAACCAAGGAGAUCAGAACAAAACAUUUUUUUUUUUCAUAUCCAAUCAGUUUCCCACGUUGAUUUGACGUCUUCAUAUUACAUUUUUGGGGGUUGAAAUGGCAUGGAAACAAGGUUGACUCAACCUGUUUUUGCCAAGUGGGAAGUGUUUAAACUUCCAAGUUAUUUGACCACAUGGUAGAAACAAUGUAAUUGAUUUCACAAUGCUUGGGAGCAAUUCUAUCUUAUUACUGUCAGACUGUUAGUGAUGCUAUGAAUUUAUUCUCCCUUUUAUAUUUAAAGUUGCUUUAAAGCACUUUGAUUUGAAAGCGUUAUUGAUCCAGCUUUCCUGCGGUGGAUGCCAUUCAGUCCAGCUGAAAGACUUGAGAUGGGAAUUUACUUCCUCUUUGUUUUCAAGUGGAGGAUUGGAGGCCAAUGAAAAGGCCUCUGGUCCUUUAAGUCUGUAAUCGGGAUCAGUAGAGGAGCCUUCUGUGUCACAAGGUGCGCUUUUUGUUGAGCGUAUGGUAGGCCUGCUGUGUGUAGUGCUAUGACGAAAGAUCAGGUUUCAUAACAAUUCUCAGUCCACCUUGAAUUACGCUAUGCAGUUAUACUCACUUUAUGACCCUCUGAUCAUAGCUCCUUAUUUUGAGUUGUCUAAGGCUGCAGUUGUCUGGUGUUAAGUUGUAGGCUACCCUCUGAUCUGUUAUGCACCAGUGGUUUUCUAUCAAGCUCCAGCUUGCUGACCCAGGAGAGCCUCUACACACAAUAAUAAGAAUGUGAAAAAAAUGUUUUUAGAAAUGUUUGCAAAUAUAUUGAAAAUUAAAUGCAUAAAUAUCUCAAUGACAAAAGUAUUCACACCCCUGGGUCAAUACUUU
Messenger RNA from Oncorhynchus mykiss (rainbow trout), 4015 nucleotides. Its product is annotated as ankyrin repeat domain-containing protein SOWAHC. The record is from RefSeq and is a predicted model, not a curated record. Gene Ontology annotation, molecular function: protein binding. Lineage: Eukaryota; Metazoa; Chordata; Actinopteri; Salmoniformes; Salmonidae.